This is a messenger RNA of Cannabis sativa, 1905 nucleotides long. RefSeq names its product low affinity inorganic phosphate transporter 4-like. The record is from RefSeq and is a predicted model, not a curated record. Gene Ontology annotation, cellular component: membrane. Gene Ontology annotation, biological process: phosphate ion transport; transmembrane transport. The coding region runs from base 180 to 1799 and encodes 539 amino acids. Gene Ontology annotation, molecular function: phosphate transmembrane transporter activity. Lineage: Eukaryota; Viridiplantae; Streptophyta; Magnoliopsida; Rosales; Cannabaceae. The transcript has a single exon.
UAUUGUCAUUACAAACCCUAAUCAGAAAUAGUUCGUAUCUUAUAAGAAUAUCCCAAGUUCUAUCCUCUCUUUAAACCUAGUUUAACUCGUCCUGAUCAAUUUUCAUAAGUACUAUAUAUUACCUACACAACGAUGGCUACAAAUUCCAUGAAACGAUCCCAUAAAUUUAAUUUACCAAAAUGGCCAUAGCAGUACUCAGUGCCUUAGACAACGCUCGUACACAAUGGUACCACGUCACAGCCAUAGUCAUCGCCGGAAUGGGCUUCUUCACCGACGCAUACGACCUCUUCUGCAUCACAGCCGUCUCCAAACUCUUGGGCCGUCUUUACUAUUUCAAUCCCGAUUCCGAAAAGCCCGGUAAGCUUCCUACUAAUGUUAACAACGCCGUCACCGGUGUAGCUCUCAUCGGAACCCUAUCCGGUCAGCUCGUCUUCGGUUGGCUCGGUGACAAACUAGGCCGGAAGAAAGUUUACGGAAUUACCCUCAUCAUGAUGGUAAUCUGUGCCAUUUGUUCCGGUAUCUCUUUCGGUCACAGUCCCGAAGGAGUGAUCGGAAGCCUAUGCUUUUUCCGAUUUUGGUUAGGGUUUGGUAUUGGCGGAGAUUACCCGCUCUCCGCCACCAUCAUGUCAGAAUACGCCAACAAGAAAACCCGAGGCGCUUUCAUAGCCGCGGUUUUCGCCAUGCAAGGCGUCGGGAUAAUCUUUGCCGGGCUAGUUUCCAUGAUAGUUUCGAAAAUAUUCCUUGUCUACAAUGAUGCUCCGCCCUACAACGGUGGCGAAUUCGAUCGCGUGUUUUCCACGCAACCCAACGCCGAUUACAUGUGGCGAAUAGUAUUGAUGUUGGGAGCUCUUCCUGCUCUUCUAACAUACUAUUGGCGAAUGAAGAUGCCGGAAACAGCUCGUUACACGGCGUUGAUCGUCGGAAACGGGAAGCAAGCCGCCAUGGAUAUGGAACAAGUUUUGGAUAUCGAAAUAGAAGCUGAUCAAGCUCAAUUGGCUCAACUCAAGGCUGCUAAUAACUACAAAUUAUUCUCUAUAGAGUUUUGGAAUCGACAUGGAUUGAAUUUGAUAGGAACAAGUACAACUUGGUUCUUACUAGACAUAGCUUUUUACAGCCAAAACUUAACCCAAAAAGACAUUUUCCCAGCUAUGGGUUUAGUCAACAAAGACGUUGACGUCAACGCCCUUAGAGAGGUGUUCGAAACAUCACGUGCCAUGUUCGUGAUCGCCUUGGUUGGAACCUUUCCAGGUUACUGGUUCACAGUCUUCUUAAUCGAAAAGCUUGGUCGUUUCAUCAUACAAUUGGUUGGUUUCUUCAUGAUGUCGGUUUUCAUGUUGAUUAUAGGAAUCAAAUACGAAUAUUUGAAAAACGACAACAAAUGGUUGUUUGCCGUUUUAUACGGUUUGACCUUUUUCUUCGCUAAUUUCGGUCCCAACAGCACGACUUUCGUGCUGCCGGCUGAGCUUUUCCCGACACGGCUUAGAUCCACGUGUCACGCGAUAAGCGCAGCGUCGGGAAAAGCUGGGGCUAUGGUGGGAGCUUUUGGGAUUCAGAGCUAUACUUUGAAGGGUUCGACGAGUACAAUCAAGAGGGCGAUGAUGAUAUUGGCUGCGACGAAUAUGUUGGGAUUUUUGUUCACUUUUUUAGUGACUGAAACUAAAGGAAGAUCGUUGGAAGAGAUUUCGGGUGAGGAUGGGAGUGAGAAUGGAACUGAGAAUUAUCAUCAUAAGACCACUUUCAAUGCUGGAAGAUUGUCUAUUUCGUCCAGAUCGGGAAGUACUGGUACUAGAACGAAUUAAUAAUAACGACGCCGUUUUACAGUGAUUAAAGUUAAUUAAAUUCCUAAAGUACCAUCUUUAUUGAGAUAUAUAUAUACACACAGUUUACAAAUGUAUUAGAAUAAAA